AUGCCGGAGAUGACUCAAAAUGAGACUUCUACUAAAACCAGACACAGGUAAGCUAAAAGCUUCGCCACCUCCCCUCGCUAGCUUCAACCAAAGUCGCCACCUCCCCUCGCUAGCUUCACCCAAAGUCGCCACCUCCCCUCGCUAGCUUCACCCAAAGUCGCCACCUCCCCUCGCUAGCUUCAACCAAAGUCGCCACCUCCCCUCGCUAGCUUCACCCAAAGUCACCACCUCCCCUCGCUGGCUUCACCCAAAGUCGCCACCUCCCCUCGCUAGCUUCACCCAAAGUCGCCACCUCCCUUCGCUAGCUUCACCCAAAGUCGCCACCUCCCCUCGCUGGCUUCAACCACCUGCCCACAAGUAACUAGAGUGAGUUACCGAAGUUCAGCCCGAGGGCACAAUGUAUCUGCCUUGCAGUGAUUUUGGAAGCAUUUGUUACAAUAUUUAUUUCAAUAAUAUCUGAGGGUUUUUUUCCUCUUUGUUCCAGGAAGAAAAACAGGGAGAGUCACAAUGAGGGUGAGCAGGACUGUUUAUUUUUUUUCUCAAAUCUUUUAAUAAAUAGACAACACUGGAAAAAUAAAAUAUAUAUCGAUGUCAUUAACAAAUCUGGAAACCGCUGUGUUGAGCAGAUGACUCUGCGUACUCCAACAUAAGAAGAAAUUGACCUCAAUAUCUUGAAAGCAAGUGCAUUGUUGUACGUGCCUUUAUUUGCUCUAUAGAGUCUGUUUUAUUGCAGACACGAUAUAGCCAUAAUCCUAUUCAUUUGUUUGGUUCCUUUAUUAUAUGAUGUUGUGUUGUUCACAGUUAAAGGCACCUUAUGAGCACCUAAGCAACUUUAGCUUAAUGGAGUGGCAACUGCUCAAUUCUCUGACUUUUAAUCAGAGAAAUCAGUUUUUUUAUGCAGCCCUACUCACACCUCCAUGCAUGUGACUUAUACAGUCUCCCUAAACACUUCCUGUAUAUAGAGACUUAAUGUUUAAACUUUGUUUAUUUCACAGUCUGUUUAAUAUCAAACUUCUCACAUCCUGCUCUGGUAAUAGCCAGCAGGAGCAUUCUGUGUGUGAUUAAAGUUGAAUUGAUAGGGCAGGAGGUAACAACUUCUGUAGUAAACACACAUUGCUGUAACAUUUGAUUAAAAGUGAAACCAUUUUAUUCAUGCAGACUGGGUGAGUCACAGCCAGGGGAGGUGUGAAUAGAGCUGCAUAAACAGAAACAAAGUGAUUUAACUCCUAAAUGGCAGUGAAUUGAGCAGUGAAUCUUCAGGGGCAUGUUCUAUACACCUAAACUGCUUCAUUAAGCUAAAGUUGUUCUGGUGCUUAGUAGCGUUGCUGUUUUUAACAUAGUGCAAUUGUUUUUGUUCUGUGACCCCCUGCUCCUGUUUUAUACCCUGCUCUAUGUGCUUUGUCCUUAGCUGUCAUUCCCUACCACACAUACCCUCCUGUAUUCCAGUAACAAAUUCCAAGAUUGUUACAUUUUGAAAGAACUGGGGGUGCUUAUCUUUUCUAUUUCUGUUGAAUUUGUUUUUGUGUCAGUUACCUUUUUCAUUUUUCCCCUUUAGUGGAGAGACAUCGAAAGAAAAAGAUAAACUCUGGAAUAAAUCGCAUUGGUGACCUCAUCCCAUGUUCUCCCGCAUUGAAGCAGGUAUAUGCCCGGCUUUCUAACUAAUUGAAAUAGUGUACCAGUCUCUAUUCUAGAGCUCUACAGACAGUGAUUAAACAGGAACCAGUUGAAAUAAGAUUAUACACAAACAAAGAGAUUAAAACCCGAAUAAAAAACAGCCCAAACUAAGUUGGACAUAAAACAAAUAUUACAGUUGUUCCCAAAGUUACAUUCAAAAUUGUCAGUCUAUACUUCAAGUAAAACAUUUUUAAUAUAUAAAUUGUCUCAUAUAUCUCAUAUAUCUCGUAGAAAAAUGUAAAGUUACAACAAGCAGGUUGUUAUAAUAUGUAAAAUUGAUUGACAGCAAUAUAAAGAUUAAUGGUAUAUGUAUUAUUAUUAUUAUUAUUAUUAUUAUUAUUAUUUUAUUAUUUAUAUAGCGCCAACAAAUUCCGUAGCGCUGUACAAUGGGUGGACUAACAGACACAUAAUUGAGAUCAGACCACUGGACGUACAGGAACAGAGGGGGUUGAGGGCCCUGCUCGAUGAGCUUACAUGCUAGAGGGAGUGGGGUAUAGUGACACAAAGGGUUAAAGUAGGCUUGACAUUUUUCUUUAAACCAUCAAGCAAACGCCUUUAAACAAAUACAAACUGAAUGAAAGCAAUAAAAAAUUCAAAAGGAGACCAUAAAUGUUUAUACAUUUAAUAUACACUGUCAGUUUGCUGUGUCUGAGCAAGGGGAUAUUCUUCACCCCCCCCCAUCCCAUGCUAUGCUCUGUAUGGUUUCAAUCUGCAGUCUUAAUAUUGAUACCUGUAAUCCAUCCCCAUUUUUUUGUCUCCAUAUAUUAUAUCCAGUGGAAUUGUACUUGCUGUCCCCGGGUGGGCUAACAUUGAUCAAGCUAGAUAAGCUUUUAAUAUCCCUGAAAAAUCUAUGUGAUACCUAUUACCGCAACAUUUAACCAGACUCUUGUUGCACUUACACUAAUGCUUAUUUGGUGCUUUCAUUAUGGUACAUUUAACCAUUGUGACCAACAUGCAAGGGAGUUACAUUUUAUCCAAAUCAAAACUUCUGCCUAUUACUCAUGCUAGAACUGACACUGAACACAUUGCAGCAAUCAUCUGAUAUCUUUGACUUUACUGCCACCAAAAGGAUAUAAUUCGAAAUUGCUAAUAUUAAAGGAACACUAUAGGAUCAGGAACCCAAACCUGUAUUCCUGACCACAUAGUGUUAAAAACACAUUCUGCCACUUCCCCCAAAUAUAGUAAAAAUCUCACCCUUAUUUCAGUUUGAUGCUGCUGGCUCUGUCCCUGAUCUGCCUGUUUGGCUGACAUCAUCAGAAGUGAUUCUCUCAGCCAAUCACAAUGCUUUAGAAUGAGCAUAAGAUUUAAUCAAUACAUUGUGCUAGCAGUUUUGCAAGCAAAUGUAUAGACUCUGUUACAAAACAAUAUAAAAAUAUUUUUUUCUUCUGGCUAUCAGUCAGCGCCGAGGCAUUGCUGACAAGGGAGAGCUGAAAAGUCCUUCUUCUCUCCACCCAUAUCAACCACAGCGCAAGCACUGUGGUUGCCAUGGAAACUCUGUAGCCAGUGCUGGCUACGGCAUAUAGGAAUGGAAGGAUGAUGUGCCAUCCCUGUUCCGACGCUCUCACGCUUGUAACGAACCCAACAUGCCGAUGUCACUGACUAGAUUUGCCCUGCUUGGGGAUCUGUCCCAAGCAGGGCGAAUCAAAGACUUUGUGAGGAGGAUCGCCAGAAGGGGUGAAUGUUGCAUUGAGAGUAACACCCAUGAAGAUGGAGGCGGUGGAACAGAGGAAUAGUGAGUCAAUCUCUGUAUUUUACAUUGAAUACACCAUGUAUCUUUGUGAUAUAUGGUGUAUUUAAUGUAUAUGCGAGCAAUUUCAGGUAAGUACAUUUUUUCAUAACAGCUUCACUUUAAAAUAAAUUUGUUUCUGUUAGUUUCCUUAUAACCAAGAACACCAUUCUUGUGUAAUUUAUAUUUCUGUCUUUUUUGCGCCAGAGUAAGAAUAUGAUCUUGGAGCAGGCCUUCAAAUAUAUUACUGAACUCAAGAGGCAAAACGAUGAACUCCUCCUCAAUGGUGGGGACAAAGAGCAAGGUGGGCAUAAUAUUGGUCUGUCUGCCCAUCUAGAGGCUCACUGAGCCACAUGUUUCUUCUACACACCCAUUAGCAUCACAAAAGGCCAGACACACAGGGCAUUUGUAUCAAGAUCAAAGCAUUUUAUUUACACAAAGUAUUUGCUUAAAUAUUUAAAUAUUAAUGCUUAUAGAUGUUGAACUUGGUGGUCAGCUAUACAUUGUUUGUUCCUUUCAUUGGUGUGGGUACUCUAGUAAAGCAGACUCACAUGACUUGGAUAUUUUUCGAUUUUGUUACACUUUACUUUACUCUUUACUUGUGCUAUUCUUUUGCCUUAUCACCUUGUUUUUCCUGAUUGAUAUGUUUUGUAUAUGUUAUAUUGCAUUAAUAAACCUGAAUUAGCAUUCUCGGUGACAUUGGUGUGAACUGUAUAUACUAGAGUAUAAGUCGAGACCCCAAAAAACUGGGAAAACUUAUUGACUCGAGUAUAAGACUAGGGUGGGAAAUGCAGCAGCUACUGGUAAAUUUCUAAAUAAAAUUUAGAUCCCCCAAAAAUUAUAUUAAUUGAAUAUUUAUUUACUGUGUGUGUGUAUGAGUGCAGUGUAUGUGUAUGAGUGCAGUGUAUGUGUGUAUGAAUGCAGUGUGUGUGUGUGAUGCAGAGCCUUGGUGGGGGGGUGGGCAAUUUUUUAUUUUUUUAUUUCAAUGUUAUAAAAUUUUUCUUAUUUUAUUGUUAUUUAAAUUUGUAUUUAUAUUUUUUUUUUUGUCCCCCCUCCCUGGUUAUUAGCUGGCCAGGGAGGGGGGCUCUCAUUCCCUGGUGGUCCAGUGGAUGGGCUUUGUAGGAGGGAGGCUGGCAGAGAGCUGUAACUUACCUUUCCUGCAGCUCCUGUCAGCUCCCUUCUCUCCUCCGGUCUGGUCAGCUCCCUUCUCCUCCACUGCAAGUCUCGUUCUGACCCCGCGGCUCUCGCGAGACUUACAGUGGAGGAGAAGGGAGCUUACCGGACCGGAGGAGAGAAGGGAGCUGACAGGAGCUGCAGGAAAGCUAAGUUACAGCUCUUUGCCAGCCGGGCUUGUAAUGAGCCCGGCGGUCCUUGUCUGUAUUAUGGAAAUGUAAGUUGCCAUAAUACAGACAUUGACUCGAGUAUAAGUCGAGUUGGGGUUUUUCAGCACAAAAAAAUGUGCUGAAAAACUCAACUUACACUCGAGUAUAUACAGUAUCUUUGUUUGUACACUUCUUUACUUUGCCAUGUCAGGUGCUUGUACAGUUGCUCCUGAUGUCCAUAGACUGGUUCUGACGAGUCAUUCACUGAAAGUGUGAUACAAGGACAGUGCAAGGGAAUUACAGGUACUCUAUAGGAAAUAUCUCAGUAAUCAUCCUAUGGGUAUAUUCCUAUAUAUCUCAGUAAUCAUAGAAACAUAGAAUGUGACGGCAGAUAAGAACCAUUCGGCCCAUCUAGUCUGCCCAAUUUUCUAAAUACUUUCAUUAGUCCCUAGCCUUAUCUUAAAGUUAGGAUAGCCUUAUGCCUAUCCCACGCAUGCUUAAACUCCUUUACUGUGUUAACCUCUACCACUUCAGCUGGAAGGCUAUUCCAUGCAUCCACUACCCUCUCAGUAAAGUAAUACUUCCUGAUAUUAUUUUUAAACCUUUGUCCCUCUAAUUUAAGACUAUGUCCUCUUGUUGUGGUAGUCUCCUCCUUUACUGUGUUGAUUCCCUUUAUAUAUUUAAAUGUUUCUAUCAUAUCCCCCCGUCUCAUCUUUCCUCCAAGCUAUACAUGUUAAGAUCCUUUAACCUUUCCUGGUAAGUUUUAUCCUGCAAUCCAUGAACCAGUUUAGUAGCCCUUCUCUGAACCCUCUCUAAGGUAUCAAUAUCCUUCUGAAGAUACGGUCUCCAGUACUGGAUACAAUACUCCAAGUGAGGUCUCACCAGUGUUCUGUACAAUGGCAUGAGCACUUCCCUCUUUCUACUGCUAAUACCUCUCCCUAUACAACCAAGCAUUCUGCUAGCAUUUCCUGCUGCUCUAUUACAUUGUCUGCCUACCUUUAAGUCAUCAGAAAUAAUCACCCUAAAUCCCUUUCUUCAUAUGUUGAGGUUAGGACUCUAUCAAAUAUUCCGUACUCUGCCCUUGGGUUUUUACAUCCAAGAUGCAUUAUCUUGCACUUAUCCACAUUAAAUGUCAGUUGCCACAAUUCUGACCAUUUUUCUAGUUUACCUAAAUCAUUUGUCAUUUGGCUUAUCCCUCCUGGAACAUCAACCCUGAUACAUAUCUUAGUAUCAUCAGCAAAAAGACAUACCUUACCAUCAAGACCUUCUGCGAUAUCACUAAUAAAAAUAUUAAAGAGAAUGGGUCCAAGUACAGAUCCCUGAGGUACCCCACUUGUGACAAGUCCAAGCUUCGAAUAUAUUCCAUUAACUAUAACCCUCUGUUGCCUGUCACUCAGCCACUGCCUUACCCAUUCAACAAUAUUUGAAUCCAAACUUAAAGAUUGCAGUUUAUUGAUAAGCCUUCUAUGUGCAAUAGUGUCAAAAGCCUUACUGAAAUCUAGGUAAGCAAUGUCUACUGCACCACCCUGAUCUAUAAUUUUAGUUACCCAUCAUCCUAUGGGUACUCUAUUUGGAAUAUCUCAGUAAUUCUCCAACGGGUACUCUAUAGGGAAUAUCUUAGUAAUCAUCCUAUGGGUACUCUAUAGGGAAUAUCUCAUUAGUCAUCCUAUGGGUACUCUGUAUGGAAUAUCUCAGUAAUUCUCCUAUGGGUACUCUAUAGGGAAUAUCUCAUUAAUCAUCCUAUGGGUACUCUAUAUGGAAUAUCUCAGUAAUUCUCCUACAGGUACUCUAUAGGGAAUAUCUCAUUAAUCAUCCUAUGGGUACUCUAUAGGAAAUAUCUCAGUAAUUCUCCUACAGGUACUCUAUAGAGAAUAUCUCAGUAAUUCUCCUAUGGGUACUCCAUAGGGAAUAUCUCAUUAAUCAUCCUAUGGGUACUCUAUAGGAAAUAUCUCAGUAAUUCUCCUACAGGUACUCUAUAGAGAAUAUCUCAGUAAUUCUGCUAUAGGUACUCUAUAGGGAAUUUCUCAGUAAUUAUCCUAUGGGUACUCUUCUUUACAUAAUUCUCAAGGAGCAUAAGUUUUCAGUGUCCACACUCAAAUGAUCAUCCCUUAAACAAAAAUACUGGGGGUUCUUGAGAACUGCUUUGAGAAGCACUGUAAUGGAGAUUGUGUUUUAGAUGGCUAUAUACUUCAUUUUUUUUUUAAAAUAGAUGUUUGUAGAAAGGAGUUUUCAUUUUAAUGCAUUAAUUAAUAUUAGGAUAAGGAUGAUAAUUCACCAGAUUGUUUGGAAUAUUUCUUUGUGAUCUUUUCUUAUUUUUGUAAUUUUCUUUUUCUUCUUUUUUUUUUAGCUUGCGAAAUCAAAAAGCUUAGGAAGGAACUGGCGGAGCUCCAGAAAGAGAAUUCUCGAUACAUAGAACUUCUGAAGAGUAAUGACAUCUGUCUGUAUGAUGACCCAACUCUGCAUUGGAAAGGGAAAGCGCGUAACUCCAAGACUUCCUUGGUGGCUUCUCCAGAUCAAGUCCAGAAGCUCCCCCUCUGCUUAAAUAGCAGCCAACUGAGUUCCGCCAACCAGGGGUCCACUGUGCAUGGGAUCACUUUCAACGUGAGUCAGAAUCUACAGAAGCAGACUGCGAAUGUUGUUCCAGUGCAAAGGACAUGUAACUUGGUAACACCCAUCACAAUUUCUGGUGUCUACCCUUUAGAAAACAAAACCUGGCAACAAAGUGCAGUGAUUGCAUCCACAUCCAGUCAGCACAUACCACUGUGUCUUCCUGUCGUCACUUCAGCUCCAAAUACUAAUGAUGUCCCUGCAUCCAAGGGUCAGCCGAAUGUUGUUUUCCCUGUAAGCACUGCAUCUGCUCUUUCUUUCCUAAAUGGUUCUACAAGCCAGUUUCAGUGCUCUUCCAGCCAAACAUCACAAGAGUCCAACACUGGUGAAAAUAUGGUUGCACAGCCCCUGGUCUCUUUACCCAACAAUGCUUCAUCGACCUGCAGCAGCCUUCCAUCAAGCCUUCUGCCGCUGGUUUCGGAAGUAUCACAGGCCUCUGUGUCUGCAAUAAGUUUACAGGAGCCGUUAAAUCUUCUCCAGGGGAGGUAUUCUGGAGUCACUAGCUGUUCUGAAACUGUAAAAGAUGUAGUCCAGGAGAUUUUCCCCAAUAUUGAUAUUGAUUCUAGCCCUGAAGUAACAGUCUCAUCAAUAACAUCCACCCUGGGAAAUCAAGCUGCAUCUGCUACAAACUUAUUGACGUCAAGUCCUCUGGAAAAUAGCUGGUCACUUCCUAUAACUUUAUCUUCUCCUGAAUUGAAAAACGUUAGUAGCUUAACACGGAUUUCUUCCGAUGGAAAUACACAAACCACAUGGACAACAUUGCAGUUAGCAGGGAAUACCAUACAGCCAUUAAGCCAGACAUCUUCCACAGUUAUUCCCAUGUUGUUAACUGAGCAACAAACAUGCUCUAAAGAUGCCAAUAGUAACAAACUAAUAGCAGCAUCUGUAAACCUGAAUACUUCAGAAGGCAGAUCUGUUGAGGUGAUGAAAAUCCCACCUGGCUUGCAAGUACCAGCGCAGACGAUCCACUCCCAGUCGCAAAGUGCACCUAACCUACUCCCUCUGAAUCCUCCUGUUCAAGUAAUUCAGGUGGCUCAGCCUGUCAGACCUGCUCUAAACCCAGUCCCAGCCAAUCAGAACAUCAUAUUGCUUCAGCCUCCAGCAGCAGCUCCUUGUCCACCUGUCUUACGGACCGAUGUUCCCAAGCCAGGGGUGGGGCAACAAAUUGUUAUUAUUCAAGCAUCUCCAAACCAAACUCCUCUUCCUUUAAUGUCUGCUCAGCCAGCCCCAUCUGUAGUGUUGCCUCUUAAUGCAGGAAGCCAUGUUGUGUGUCCAACAAACACUGUGCAAAAUGCUGUUGCCCCCCAGACAUUUGGUGGAAAGCAUCUUGUUCAUAUAUUACCAAGACCUACACCAGUCCCAUCAACUAGCCCCGUGCAGUCUGUUCCUGUCUCUACAGUCUCCUCAAACCAGCAGCCACCAACAAUCUCCUUGAAUGGACAUUUGUUUGCUCUUCAACCAGUGACUCUGUCAACUGGUACAGCCAAUCAAACCCCAAUGCAGAUUAUCCAACCUACCACCAGUGAGGAUCCCAACACGAAUGUGGCUCUCAACACUUUUGGUGCUUUGGCCAACCUUAGCCAGAGCAUAUCCCAGAUGGCAGGUCAAAGCUGCUUACAAUUUACUCUCAACCCCCCUGCACCUUCGUUAACGGGAGCUAAUGUUCCUGUUAAUUGUGUUCCUGUGACAGGGACCAGCACGGCUGUAGUAACCACAGAAAGUACAAAAAGUUUGCCAGUCACUUCCAGCCCAACAAACCUUUUCCCUGGAAAAAACGCUGGAGGAUCGCCUUCAAAUGUGAAACCAAAGAAGACCAUAAAGAAGCCCAGUACUAAAAAAUCUUCUAAAAAGGAGAUCUUGAUAUCCAAUAAAUCCAAUUCUUUCGGUGCAGAAUCUUUGAAUGAGCAGUCAAAUGGAGAUAAUCUUGAACAACUGGAAAGUACGUCUGUUUUGGUAAAUACUACCAGUACUGUGCAAGAGAAACUUGAUUCGGUAGGUAAUGAAGUCGUCCCCUUGGAAGCAAUAAAUUCCAGUGGGGAGACCUGUAUGCUUUCUAAUUCUGUCUCAGGGGAGCAGUUUUCGGGAGAGUUUGCUGGCUGCAGAGAUCUUCCCAGUGCAGAUGUUUGUUUAAAUCAGGAUGAUCACAUUACGCCUUCAGAGCCUCCAGAAUCAUUUAAGGCUUGUGCUGUAACUACUGUAUCCUCCAUACUUCCGACUGCUCAGAUGCAAGAGUCUUCUGCUACCACAGUAUCUGCAGAUCAAACUGUACUAACCACAGGCACGAUUGCUGAUGCUGUUGAUGUUUCCAAAGCUUGUGUUCUCCAAGAAGACUCUUCAAGUUUAACUGCUACCGAUCUCCUGGAAGUCCAGAUUCUGGCAGAUGAUCCAAAAGGAAGAUCUCCUUCUCCAAAGGUAGCAACUAAAGAAGUUCUUCAUUCUGGACUGUUUUACAGAAAGGUUAAAUCAAAAGAAGUUACAUCUGCUGAACAUGCAAAGGAAGACCCUCUACUUGUGAACACCCCAGCAAGUCAUGGUACACAGCAUCAGCCUUGUGUUUCUGUGCAAGAAAUAGUGGCUAGUGGUUCUUGUGUUACUAAUAGACAAACUGAUUCUCCUCUUUCCACCAGCUCUGGAAGUAGCCGUAACUUUUCUGUUGCAUCAAUGUUGCCAGAUGUCAGUCGAGAAGAUGUUACUAGUGGUACAAUGACCUCAUCAUUCAAUGGUUGUUCUUUUACAGAACAAAAUGAUAUUGUCGCUGUGGCUGCAAGAGUUAUUUUUGACCAGGAAAACCUCCCCAAAGGAAGGGCAAGAAUUCAGACAGAGGUUAGAAGUGAUGUUUCUAGGGUUGCUGAUUCUGAAAUUUCAGCAGGGGAUUGCAGGCACCCUUACAAGUCACAUAUGGCAAAAGAAAACCUUGCUGUUCAUUCAACAUCUAGUACUUUUAAUUCUCUAGAUUCGAGUACACACCCUGGUGUAAGUCAGCUAUCAGAGAAAACCAAUUGCCCUGUGAAAAUUAACACAAAUCUUUCUCUGCAAAUUUCCACAUCUCAAUCCCAAAGUAUGACGAGUUUAAGCAUAAAUAAUUUAAUACACCAAUCUGGCAUGAACUCAAAUGUUAACCAUGCCAAUAUUGCCCAGACGUCUACAACUUCGAAUACACCUGCCACACUCUCUAGCACCUACAAAAACCAAACACUAGUGUCUUCUGUCAUGGCGUCAGAGUUCUCUCAGGAGCAGCUGCAUACUAUAAGGGCCACCGUCAUGCAGGUGACUCGUGCCAACGAUUCCACUUUAAAACACGGUGAGACCAGGAAAGAGUCAAACAAGCGUUGUGCCCAAGAGGACAGCUUGAUUUCGGCAGCCAAGAGACAAAAACAGUGUCAAGCAUCUGUGAGACAUGAAAGGUUGCAGGCUCAAGAGAAUCUCUCUGAACAAAAUGUAGUCUUGGUUAGCCAUGUGCCUUCAAUUCCUUCCUCGUCUUUGUCCUCAAGUAACCAGGGACAUGGAGAUGGACUCGCCACUCUGUUCCCAUCAAGUAGUAACUUUAACACAAACCUACGUCAGACAGAUAUGCGUUGCAGUUCUCUACCUGCCGUUUCAGAACAGAGUCAGAUGGGUGUUCAGCAGCUCCACUCUUUACAGCAUACAUCUAAUCCGAUAUCCCUCUUACAUAGCAACCAGUACCUAAAGCAACAGCAGGCCAGUCAUUUAAGGGAGCAGCAUCACCAUUAUCAACAGCAGCAUCAUAUUUCGCACUCUGACACCACUAUCCAUUCUCAGUCUCACAAUGUGCAGCAGCAGCAAAGGCUCCUGCAGCAUGAUGUGCAGAUACAGAAGAAAAGAGGACCUGUGCAAGGUGGCCAGGCUACGAGGCUGUCUUUACAGCAGGAUCAUCACCUCUCUGAGCAGAAUCGUCAAAAGGGCGGUCAACAACAUCCUCACCACCAGCAGUUGCCUCCUCACUUUGGGUCUUCACAGGUUGAAAAAGCCUGUGAUAAUAAUGCGCCAAGUCGAAACCAUCAUGGCAGUCACCCCCCGAGCCACGUAAGUCAGGAAAUACUUCACCAGCAUCAACAGGAUGUUGGCAGCAGACAGCAAGGGUCGGUGGUGUCAUCAGAGCAUUUAUCUGGACACAACCAGGUACAGAGACUUAUGACUUCAAGGAGUUUAGAACAACAAAUGGUCUCCCAGGCAAGUGUAGUUUCCAGACCCACCAAUAUGACGUGCACCCCACACAGGCAGGAGAGGAAUAGAGUUUCCAGCUAUUCUGCUGAAGCACUGAUAGGCAAGAGCACAUCAAACUCAGAGCAAAGAAUGGGAAUUACAAAUCAGUCGUCCAGGCUACCCGAUCAGCUGGAAAUGAGGAAAUACUUGGAUAUUUCCAGAAAUAAAGGUUUAUCAGUUCACAACCUACAAGGGCACAUGUCCUUAGACCACAAUGUUAACACGGAGACUGGUCAGAGACUCCCUGAUUGUCAAACCUUCAAAACGGCCAGUUCCUCUCAGCAGCAAUCCGGAGUCUUUGAGGUACAGACUUCAAGAAAUAAUGACGCUAAUGCGGUUACUUCUAUGAGAGGCAUGCAAUCACAAGCUUACAGAAUCAAUCACAAUCCUAAUUCAUCCAUCGAUCGGCAAAAGCAUUUACCAUAUCAGCCGGUGCAGGAUGGUCCAAUUACAAACACUCUUCCGAAUCGAGACAAUGAAAAUUCAUGUCAUCAGAGCUUCAUGCAGAGCUUGUUAGCCCCACAUAUUGGAGAACAGGUUAGUGUGAGUCAGAGAUCAAUAUCAGGUCAUCAAAGAUCACAAUAUAAUUCAUCUUCCGGAAUUGAAUACACCUGUCCUCCUUCCACACGUGAAAGUGUCCACCUCCGAAGAGAGAAUGAUGGGCCAAACAGGGAAAGCUGUGAUUUGGCAAUGGGACAAGUGACUUCUAGAAACAAUUCUUUAAGUAUCCCUUUCUCUAGUUCCUCGUCAUCAGGAGAUAUUCAAAACCGAAACACAAGCCCUCAUCCUUCGUUGCAGAAGUCUGCCAUGCGGCCACCUGAUAGUCAAGGAACAAAGAAUCACUUGAAUAUUCAAGUUUCUAUAAACAUGCAUGGAGUGGUUCAUCCUCCUGUGCCUCAUCAGCCAGUGUCCCAUGGAAAUGUUGACCAGAGGCAAAUUGUCAGACAAGGUAAUCCUCCAAUAGCUCAACGUUCAAGACACCCUUUGCAAGAUGAGGCAGACUCUAAGGUCCGUCAGCCUGAAAGAACUCGUACCGGAAACCAAAGGCACGGCAAUAUGUUUGACCCUACUCUGCCUCACCUUCCGCUAGCUGGCCCUGGCGCUAUGAUUCUUGGACGCCAACAGUCUGUAACUGAGAAGAGGACUGGCAUUGUUAGAUUCAUGCCAGACAGUUCUCAAAUGACCACUGACAAUCCAAAUCCUGACCAGCAUUCACUGACUCAAAAUUUUGGAUUCCCGUUUAUUCCUGAAGGUACAAUGAACCCACCAAUAAAUACAAACCCAUCGUUCAUGCCUCCAGUCACACAGGCCACUGCCACUCGCACACCUGCCUUAAUACCGGUGGAUCCGCAAAAUACAAUACCUUCUUUUUAUCCUUCUUAUUCACCAGCUCAUCCAAGUUUAGCCAAUGAUCUUACCAUCCCUUAUUUCCCAAACCAAAUGUUCUCAAACCCCAGCACAGAAAAACCCAGCAGCACAAGUUUAAACAAUCGAUUUGGAUCCAUACUAUCUCCUCCACGGCCUGUUGGCUUCUCCCAGACUACGUUCCCUCUUCUUCCAGACAUGACUCCAAUGCACAUGACCAACCCAUCGCACCUGUCCAACUUUAACCUAACCUCCCUCUUUCCAGAAAUUGCCACUGCACUCCCUGCAGAUGGAUCGGCCAUGUCACCUUUACUGCCCCUAUCUCACUCAUCAAACUCAGACUCUUCUAAACAGUCCUCAAAUCGUCCUGCACACAACAUAAGCCAUAUACUGGGUCACGACUCCAGCUCGACUGUUUAA
Molecule: messenger RNA, 13338 nt
Organism: Pelobates cultripes (western spadefoot toad)
Lineage: Eukaryota; Metazoa; Chordata; Amphibia; Anura; Pelobatidae
Source: the annotation of a GenBank genome assembly